AUGGCCUCUGCUAAGCCCAACAUGCGCUUACAGGUUGAUGAGAACCUCCAGUCGAUGCUGGUGGGGUCAAUGAUGAGGAAAGUCAAGUCCAGGAGCUGGAAGCGACAACGAUACUUCAAACUGCAGGAUGACUGUAUGAGCAUCUGGUACAAAUCCAAAAAAACUGGCAACCCCAAAUCUACCUUCUCCAUCAGCGACAUUGAAACUGUCCGUGAGGGGCACCAAUCUGAGGUCCUGCAGAGCAUCGCAGAGGAGUUCACUCCGGAUCGCUGCUUCACUGUCGUUUUCCGUGGGAGGCGAGGGAACCUGGACCUUGUGGCUGAUUCCGCCCGGGAGGCGGGUCACUGGAUUCAGGGACUCCGCAAGCUCAUCGAGAACGUCAAAAACAUGGACCAGAAGGAGAAGCUCGACCAAUAUCCUUUCUUAAUGAAUCACUUAUUGUGGAUUAGUGAUUGGUUCCAUAAAGCUGAUAAAGAUAAAGAUGGGCGGAUGAACUUUAAGGAGGUGCGGGAUUUACUGAAGAUGAUGAAUGUUCAUAUGAAUGAGGACCACUCCCUCCGGCUCUUCAAGAUGGCAGACAAAUCGCAGUCAGGGACCCUCGAGGGCGAGGAGUUUGUUUUGUUUUAUAAGGCACUAACCCAGCGCGAUGAUGUUCGCCGGGUCUUCAACGAGUUCUCCAAGGACAGGAAGAAGCUGACGCUGCUCGAGUUUGUGGAUUUUCUGAAGUACGAGCAACUUGAGCACGGGGAGAAUGUGGAGAAGUUUGUCAUGGAUCUAAUCGCCAGAUACGAGCCAUCCGAGACAGCCAGGAAGCUACAUGCCAUGACUUUAGAUGGGUUCCUCAUGUACCUCUGCUCUCCUGAUGGAUCCAUCUUCAAUCCAGAACAUGAGCCUCUACACCAGGACAUGUCACAGCCGCUCUGCCAUUACUUCAUCUCCUCAUCUCACAACACGUACCUGAUGGAGGACCAGCUCCGUGGACACAGCAGUGUGGAGGGCUACAUCAGAGCAUUUAAAAAGGGAUGUCGGUGUGUGGAGGUUGACUGCUGGGAUGGACCAAACCUGGAACCAAUUGUGUACCACGGCCACACGCUGACUUCCAAGAUUUCCUUUAAAGACGUCAUCUCGGUGGUCAACAAGUACGCCUUCCGGGUGUCGGACUUCCCUGUGAUCCUGUCCAUCGAGAACCACUGCAGCAUCGAACAGCAGACUGUCAUGGCUCAUCAUCUCCAAAACAUCUUGGGAGACAAGCUGGUAAAAAGCACCAUCGAUGGGAAGAUCCCAAGUAGAUUCCCAUCUCCAGAGGAGCUGAAAUGGAAGGUUCUGGUGAAAGGGAAACGGAUUGACAAGUUGGAGGACUGCCUAAAUGGGCAGGGGGAUCACCACUACACGGGGGAGGUCACCGACGAGGACGAGGCAGCAGAAAUAGAUGACGAGAACAUCAAGAACGAAGUGAAGAGGAAAGGGAAGGCAUCUAAGCAGAGUUUGGCCAAGGAACUGUCUGACUGUGUCAUUUAUUGUAAGAGCGUCCAUUUCAACAGCUUCAAACACUCCCGCACACAUUACAAAUUCUACGAGACCUCGUCCUUCACUGAAUCCAAGGCCAGGAAACAGAUCAGAGAGUCUGCGAACGAGUUUGUCCGUCACAAUGCCUGGCAGUUAACCCGUGUGUACCCCAGCGGAUUCAGGACAGACUCCUCAAACUUCAGCCCUCAGGAGAUGUGGAAUACAGGCUGCCAAAUAGUGGCGUUGAAUUUCCAGACAGCUGGGGAAGAGAUGGAUCUGAAUGAUGGACUCUUCAGCCGAAAUGCUCACUGUGGAUUUGUGUUGAAACCCUCAUUUAUGAGAACGAUAGAAUCCAACUUUGACCCGGAACACCCACGAGAUACAGUUGGUUAUCGACCACUGAAUCUAACUAUCCAGGUGAUCAGUGGGCAGCAAUUGCCCAAAGUGGAGAACAGCAAGGAGGGAUCGAUUGUGGAUCCAUUGGUGAGGGUGGAGAUUCAUGGUGUGCCCAUGGACAAUGUGAAGCAGGAGACUAAAUACAUCGACAAUAACGGUUUUAACCCCGUGUGGUACGAGACUCUGAGUUUCAUUGUUCAUGUCCCUGACCUGGCUCUUGUACGAUUUGUGGUUGAGGAUUAUGACUUGACUUCGAAGAAUGAUUUUGUGGGUCAGUAUACGUUACCAUUCACCACGAUCAAGGAAGGUUACCGCCACAUUCACUUGCUCUCGAAGGAUGGGACAGGAAUCCCUCCUUCCUCCUUGUUUGUUCACACUAGGAUUACUGAGAAGGGAUUGGGUUUAAAGAGUUAA
Molecule: messenger RNA, 2316 nt
Organism: Carcharodon carcharias (great white shark)
Lineage: Eukaryota; Metazoa; Chordata; Chondrichthyes; Lamniformes; Lamnidae
Product: 1-phosphatidylinositol 4,5-bisphosphate phosphodiesterase delta-4-like
Exons: 16
Coding region: 1-2316 (771 amino acids)
Biological process (GO): intracellular signal transduction; lipid metabolic process
Molecular function (GO): calcium ion binding; phosphatidylinositol-4,5-bisphosphate phospholipase C activity
Source: RefSeq, a predicted model, not a curated record